Molecule: messenger RNA, 246 nt
Organism: Racocetra persica
Lineage: Eukaryota; Fungi; Glomeromycota; Glomeromycetes; Diversisporales; Gigasporaceae
Source: the annotation of a GenBank genome assembly
AUUAUCUCAAACAUAAUUCAUGUAACAAUUGCGACAAUCAGGAUAAAUGUGAUUUGUGUAAUGAUCAUGACAAUCGUAAUGAACAUAACGAUCGUGAUGAAUAUGAUUUAUUUAAUGAUUAUAAUGAUCGUAAUGAAUAUGAUGAUUAUGACAAAUGGUUAAGGCAUGAAGACAGGUCACCCAAAUCUCACCGCAAUAAGGAUGAAGAUAGUUGGUGGGCAUAUGCAAGAAGAGUAGAAAAAAAAG